Molecule: messenger RNA, 2098 nt
Organism: Nelumbo nucifera (sacred lotus)
Lineage: Eukaryota; Viridiplantae; Streptophyta; Magnoliopsida; Proteales; Nelumbonaceae
Product: E3 ubiquitin-protein ligase DA2-like
Cellular component (GO): cytoplasm
Source: RefSeq, a predicted model, not a curated record
ACUUUUCCUUCUCGUCGACUGCUUUGCUUUGCCUCCCUCCUAUCUCUCUCUCUGCUACUUUGCGUCUCUGCAACUACGUCUAAAGAAUCUCUCUCAGAAUAAACGAAGGAAGAUUGAAGAAAGAAGAAACCCUAAUCCUAUUAAUAAAUGAAUAAGGAGAUGACAAGAAACGGGGACCGAUGAGGAGUCACGAUGGGGAAUCGGAUUUGCAGGAAGAGUACGGUGGAGGAGCGGUUCACGAGGCCGCAGCGACUCGUUCGGAACCCGUCCAAUGUCGACUACAAGAAGCUCCGGAAGCUCAUUCUCUCCCAGAAGCUAGCACCUUGCUUUGAUGGCGUCGAGGAUUCUAAUAAUAAUCCUGAUCUCGAAGAAUGCCCGAUUUGUUUCUUCUAUUAUCCGAGUUUGAAUCGGUCGAGAUGUUGUAUGAAGGGUAUUUGCACCGAGUGUUUUUUGCAGAUGAGGCCUUACAAUGCUAUGAGUUCAGCUCAGUGCCCAUUUUGUAAAACUCCAAGCUAUGCUGUUGAGUACCGAGGUGCCAGGACACAGGAAGAAAAAGGCCUAGAGCAAGCUGAAGAACAGAGAGUAAUUGAGGCCAAAAUAAGAAUGCAGUUGCGUGAAUCACAAAAUACUGAACGACUUAUCCUGGGCAACCAAAAUUCUUCUUUGGAAGUCCAACCUUCAGCCAUAGGCUCCCGGCAAUUGUGCAAUGUUGCAUCUGCUGAUAUUGACUUACAAUGUUUUGGUGGAUUGCAGGACAUAAACAACACAGGUCUAUCUUUUGUGGGUGGAGGAAUCCAAGUUGUUGGAUCUCCUGGAAAUGCAUGGAGUGGAAGGUAUGAUGAAUUUGAUAUAGAUCUUGAAGAAAUAAUGAUGAUGGAAGCUAUAUGGCAAUCUAUUCAGGAUAGUAGACUACUUGGUGGUACAGCUAAUCAAUCUUCAGGAUCAAUUGGCACAGUUGGUGAAUUCUAUAUCUCAAACCAAAGUGAGUCAUCUUUGGCAGUAGUUGGCCAAACAGGAGUACCUACUUCGGAUUCAGUAACCAGUGCAGUUGCAGUUGCCAUUGCAAGUCUGGCAGAAGAUAACACUUUUCAUUCAGAAGGCCCUCAAUCAAUUCGAGAUAAUAGCGAGGUCAACCAAGGGGAAAAUCAAAAUGCUGUAGUAGGAAACCAGAGCUGUAUGCUUGGGACCACAUGCUGUGGUGCAGACUCACCUGUUAACUCUGACAAGGAGGCAGAAUUUGAUGAUACAGAGUCAGAAAAUUGCUGUCUGGUAAACCGUUGUUCCAUGACUGAGGAUGAUUCCCAGGGAUCAAUCUCUGCCUAUCCUCUAAAUGUAAGUCAAUGCUCAUCAGAGGGGUUCAUCUCCGAUGAAGAUCCAACGGCAGAGGAGGCUAAUGAUGUUGAAUCCUCCUGUUUAAGCAGUCUUCACACAAUCUCAGAUUCAUCAUGUGAAAGCACAAGCACUUCUAACAUUGGUGGGAGCCCUAGCUAUUUGUCGCAUUCAGGCCCUACCACAAUUGAAAGGCAGCUUAGACCAUUUUCCAACUUCUGUUCAUUAUCCUCUCACACAUUCACACUUUCAUCAGACACCUCAUAAAUGAAACAUAAGGUGAGAUCAUGCACAGUAGGUGGAAUCGUGACAUCAUGGUGUUUGAAUAGUUUUUGCUACCAAUCAAUGCUAUCCAAUGAUAGCCAGAAUCCAAGUACCUAGAGCAGGCGUGAUCAUAAAUUUUCACUUUUAUGAACUUUUGGCCCUAUUCAUUCUGUAGGGUCAACUCCUAUUGCUUCCUGUGAUCAAUCAUACAAGCAUAAAACAGGGGAAGGACUUGAUAUUUAGUGCAGAUUGUACGAUAAGGUGUGUGGGUUGUGCUUGUGCAUUUAUACAAUCUUGAUAUGUAUACAAGUAGUAGUCCCAGCCUCCCAGUUCUCAAAAUAACUUUGUGAACCAUAAAAUUGGUGAUGCUUAGUGAUCGUCUUUGGUUGCAGAUGAAGGGGAAGUUGGAAAUAUGGAUGGAAACUAUUAGAUAUUCUUACCACUUAAAAUGAUGUUCUUGAUCACCAUGUUAUGGCAGCAUUUAAAUUUUCUGAUUGUAUUUCAA